AAAGGACCACAUGGGAGAAACAAAUCUUUGAGAAGUUCCAGAACUUUUCUGGAAGUAUACGCCUCAAAAAAGCCUGUUAACAGUGGUUUCCUCGUGGGAGAGUACUGGAAGUAGAGGGCUGAAGUUUAGCUGGACCUCCUGAUCUAGCAGCUCCUGCCAUGUACCCCAACCCUCUCAUCUACUGUACCUGCUGGGACCCUUGGAACUUGGGACCACGGAAGCUAAUCAAGACCCCUCAGCCACCAAGAAAGACCUCCACAGGGAAGCCCAAGCUAACUCCUCUUCCUUCAGCUGCAAAAAAACAAAAUUGUGUCCAACCCACAGCAAAACCUGUUGUUGCCCCAAAAGGGAAACUCCAUUUAGGAAAACAAGAAGAGAGCAAUAAACCACCUUAUGAAGUGAUAAACGUGUCACCUGGUUAUCGCCUCAUUCGAAAUAGGGAGCAGAUUUCCAUCACCUUGGGAGAUGAAAUGUUUGAUAAGAAAAAGCGGUCGCAAUCAGAGAUCAUGGACAGAGUCCAGAUUUCCAGGACUGAUAUCGUUACUGACCUGCAAGAGCAGAUCUCAGAAUUGACAGUGAUCAUUGAGCAAAUGAACAGAGACCAUCAGUCUGCCCAGAAAUUGCUCUCCGAUGAAAUGGCUGUCCGCUGUGCUGAGAUGCAGCAGAACUUCGAAAACAAAAACAGAGAGCUCAAAGAGGCUCACGCAGCAGAGCUCAGUCAUUUGGAGAACAACUACAAAGCCACACUGAAGGCAGAGAAGCUGGCUGCCCAAGAAAAACUAGAUGAAAUGGGAAAGGAGUAUAAGUAUUUGAAGAAUAUGUUUCAUAUGUAUCAGGACAGCAUUUAUGAUGAAAUGGAAGAUAAGUGGUUGAAGAAGAAAGCCGAAUGGGAGAAGGAUGAGAAGUUGGAGCGGGAAAAGAUCCUGCUACAGCAAAAACAUAAUAUGACAAAAAGGUUUGAGUUAGAGUCAGAAGAAGAAAAGAAGAAAAUAAAUGACUCCUACAGUACCGUCUUUGAGAACUUCAAUCGAGAGAAGGAGGAGCUACUGAAACAACAUGAAAAGGACACCUUGCAAUUAGAGGAGCUGAGAAAGACCAAACAGGUCAUGGAGGAAGAGUUGAAUGCACAAUCUGUUAUCUUAGAAUCACUUAACACAACCCUCUACCAAACCCAGAUGGAACUCCAGAGAGAGAAAGCUACAGUGGGAAAUCUGGAGAAAACACUCCAGACCAAGCUUGCCGAGACUGAAGAAAAGUUUAAAUACACCAUACAGCUUCUGACAGAAGAAAACAUUCAUCUAAGGCAAAAAAUAAUUGGGAAGAAUGAAGAAAUUUAUAAGGAACGAUCUGGGAGGUUUCUCUCUAUGUAUGAGAAUGAUUCUGAUAAUUUAGAAGAUGAUAGCAAUGAAAAACAAGAACUAUGA
Molecule: messenger RNA, 1424 nt
Organism: Puma concolor (puma)
Lineage: Eukaryota; Metazoa; Chordata; Mammalia; Carnivora; Felidae
Source: RefSeq, a predicted model, not a curated record